Messenger RNA from Pelecanus crispus (Dalmatian pelican), 2870 nucleotides. Lineage: Eukaryota; Metazoa; Chordata; Aves; Pelecaniformes; Pelecanidae. The record is from RefSeq and is a predicted model, not a curated record.
AAUUCCUGUUUGAGUGUCUCUCGUGCAACAGUGAAAUUCUCAUCUGGUCAGUGUAUUGCUGCCUGCUCCUCCUAACUGAAGAGCGCCUUUUCUUCUCAAAGUGUCACACAGUCUAUGGUAUUGAAUCUCUGGUGAGGAGUCUCCAAGAUGUCCUGCAGCUGAACAAUGUGGAGUUGCACAAACAAGGGCUCCUGCUCUUCACUGAAAUACUGAAAAGGCAACCAGUGGAAAUCAAAUUAUUCACAAACCGAGGUGUAUGUAUAAAAGCCAUUGAUGUUUUGAUGGAGACAGUGAACUGCCCAGUGCUGGAGGUAGUAGUGGAGGCUGUGAGAGCUGUGGCAGCUUUCCUGAGGAAGGACCAUCUGAACUCCCCUCCAGUCCCAUAUGAAGAGCUGAAGAAGCUGCUGGAGGCAGUGCUGAAGCGAUGUGCUGACCUUUCCCCACCACAGAGUAGCAAGAGGCAUGCAGGUGAUCUCCUAUUCUCAGUGUCUCAGAGUCACCCAGCAAACAGAAAUCUCAGCAGAGUUCCUCAGAGACAGGGCCAGUUCUUGCUCAACACCCUGGAAAGUUUCAGAAAUGCUUGCAGGUUAGCAGUGGAGUUCCAGAGUGACCCCGUGGCCCAGGAAAAUGCUUUCACUGCCCCCAACUCCAAGAGCAAGGACACACUGAGCAACUUCUCUGAGUUCCUGUUGAGGAUUUGUGACAGUCUCUGUAUCCCCAUGGUCAUGAACUACCUGGAAAGGGCUGUCAGCCCGUCAGUGAUGGAGGUUUUCAUCUCAACACUUAAUACCCUCUUUACAGUGAUGCCAAACAUGCGGAAUAAGUUCUCCAAAAAGCUGGAGCAAGAGAUGUCUGAGCUCCUGCAGAAGGGUCUGCCUCAGUUAAACUACACCAUUGCUGAAAGCCUUCUCCUCCUGGCUGAAACGGCUGCACCUUUCUCUUUGGAUCAGUCUCUUUGCAGCCACCAACACUGCUUCAUACUGCUGUUAUACUUUGCCUACACCCUUGGGGACAGGUUUGUCCCAGAAGCAGAGUUAUUUUUAGCCAUAAGAAAUUUCCUCCUAUCAGCACAGGACCAUGGAGACUGUCCCCCUCCAUACAUACUCAGAGCUGCACUUUACCUCCUUGCUGUUUGUCAGGACAAAGGCAAAGCCCUGGACUUGAGGUCGUUGUGUACCAUAAGGAGGAUCCUGGAUAAUCUUCCAGAUCUGAGCUUGGUCUACGUCCAUUGUCCUCUCCUGCUGAAAUUCUUCCUGCGCUACCCUGAACUUAUGGGGAGAUUUGGACACCAAGUCCUCCAACUCUGGUUUUCCUGGGGAGACUGCAAGCAAACCGAGACUGAAGAAGCUGCUUUUGGCGUGUCUGAUCAGCUGAACAGCGCUAACCCAUUACUUCCCAUUCUGAAAAGCAAUUCCAGCAUUUUACUUAUUUUACUGGACCUGGUCUGCUCAAGCUCUGUGGAGGUGGCUUGGAAGGUGUUGAUGACUCUAAGGACCUUCCUGGAAAGAAACGAGGAUGUCCUUGUUUGUGACCUCCUCCGGAGUCAGUUCCUACAGAUUCUGCAGCAGCUGCUGGUAGAGAGCAGCUCAGCCUCCUUACAAGCUAGCAGGAACCUGCCUGUUUUGCUGAGCCUCCUUUUCCUGGUGCAGCUGCGGAGCGAGGGUGUGAGGGAGCUGGACAGCAUAGACUUCAAGCUGCUUCACCAGGUCAGUAAUCUCUGUGGGAAAUGCAGGCCGAGGGACACUGACCUCCUGCAGCCAUCCUUGAAUUUUCUGUACUGGAGCCUUCAUCAGACAACACCUUGUAGCCAACAGAGAGCAGUGGCUGUGCUGCUCUCCAACGUGUCCUUGCUAGAGCUCCUGCAGAAGGUUUUGGAGCGCACCUGGUUGCGGUCCCCUCCCUCUGAACCUGCUUACCUAUCAUCUGAGGAUGCCUUGCUGUGCUCUGGAUGGCUGUUGGUUGCAUCCCUCUUACUUUAUCAGCAUCGCUACAAUACUGAGGUUCACCAGAGACUCUCUCUAGACCUGACAGAAGUCCUGAAUGCAGUCAUCUCCAGGAAGAAGAAGCCAAUCCUGCUGUUAGUGAGCAUCAUGCAGUUCCUGAGAGCUGUCCUGCGACAGAACUUCUCCUCCUCUCUGCUGGUGAGCGUUGGCCAAAACACAGCCCAAGGUGCUACGCAACCACAGCCGUCGUCACUGCAGGAUGCUGCCUUGCACCCCCUUACCAUGCAGCAGGUCUUCUUGCUUGUUGUCAGUCUGCAGAACCUUUUGGUGCACGUCCAGUUGCAGAAAGACUUGCUGCUCUCUCAAGCUGUGGUUGCCUGCCUGGAAACCUUAGUGGAAUACCUGUAUGUGAAGGACCAGGAUGUUGCUCUACAUGUUGCUUCACAGCCCUGGCACCGAUUCCUGCUCUUCACACUACUCAGUGGGGGCCAGAAGUCCUUUCUACAGCCAGAAGUUCUCAGGCUGAUGACUUUGUUUCUGAGGUAUCAGAGCAGCAAUAUUAUUUCUCAAAAAGAAAUUAGCCAGAUUCUCCAGGAGGCAGCAGAAGCCAACUUAGCAGAGCUGCCUGAGGUCACAUCUCGUGCCCUUCACCUCUUCCUUUGCCAGAUUCAGAGCAGUCAUUGCCAGGUGGAGCCAGCGCAGUCAGGGACUGUUCAGACCUUGCUGGAGCGCCUCCUGGGACAGAGGAGCACUUGUGUGAAACAUCAGGACAUUGUGUAUCUUGCUGGGCAGGUGCCUUUGAUAGGUGAUGUGAGGGUGGUAGGUGUAACAGAGGUAGAGGGAUGCUUAAUCCUUCCCUCGUUCCAGCUGAAGGCAAACAGAAGUGGAAAAACGAGUGGUUGCUACACUUGGCUAACUUUGGGAUGA